AUGGCAAAGGAGAGUAAGCAGGGCCUUUCAUGUCCUCCAAAGAGUCUGCGCGGCUUCCUGCCACGUGGUGAUCUCCCUGGAGCCAAACAGCCCACGCCCCUCAACUUGAACAGAUACGCGCUGCUCUUGCUCUAUGUACUCCAGACUUUUAUGACAGGAUGUGUUUACUUCGGGUGGGCUCCGCUUUCCGCAAUGCUCCUGCGGGCAGGAGUGUUCAGUUUCAAGUGCGAAUCGGACGGGAAGGGGGGCUUUGUGGAGGACCAGCGGGAGUUCGGGAACAACUACAUAUGUGACCAGCAAGAUGCCUCCGUGCAGAGUUUAUUCGUCAUAACGCUGGCCACUCACUGCACAAUGAGUGCGCUGGCGGGCACCAUGAUGGACACACUCGGCCCGAAGAUCACCUCCGUGAUCGGCCAGUGCUUCCACAUAAUCGCGUGGGCCCUGAUAUCCACAGUGACGGCGGAGUCGUACGCGCGCGUGUACUUGGGUUUUAUUUUCAUGGGGCUGGGGGCAGACACAGCUUUCCUUCCCACUUUGCUGGUCACUCGCCUGUUUCCGGGCUCCGCGGCCACGGUGAUCACGCUGAUUGGGUCUGCGUCUUCUGCCUCUUUCGCCAUUCCCUUGAUAUUGAAUUCCUACUUGACUGGCGGGGGCAUUUCGGGGUGCUGGUGGUACGUGGGCUUCGGCCCCUGUCUGUUCCUGGCGGUGGACGCCCUCGUAAUGCCGCUCAAGGCAUUCAAAGUCUUCGAGGGCGACUUGCCAGAAAACACAGAGUCCAGCGAGGCUGGCGAGCCGGCGGGGCCUCCCUUGUCCACGCAGGAAACGGGAGAGCUUGGCUUGGAGGCAGUUUCCGUGGCGCCGGCUGAGCCGAAGAGCCCCCAGCAAGCUGUGGGAACGCUUUCGAAACGCAGUUUCCUGAAAACCAUGUUUUCAGAGCGCUACAUUCUCAUCGUUAUAUACUUCGUUGCUGUUGGAUGGAUCACUUCCUUUUAUCAAGAAGCCCACGACCGGAUUCUGGAACAGACUGCACUGGAGUUUCUGGGCAGCGCUCUGCCGUUCUCGUUCAUUCCUUGCAUCAUUUUGGGCAAGCUGUCGGAAAGUAUUGGCAUUUUGGCAGUUAUGGGAAUAGUUAACACUUCAGGUGUGCUGGCGUACGCAUUCAGCUUGAAACAGACGGUGGCCACCGGCAUUAUUUCUGUGCUCUGCUUCAUGGUGUACAUGUCUUUGUUCGUUUCCCAAGUUUUCGUGUUCGUGGAGGAGAACUUUCCAGCAAAGUUCUUCGGCCGUCUCAUCGGCAUUGUGCAGCUCGUUGGGGGGCUGUUAUCUCUUCUGUGCAGCCCGCUGUUCCACUUGACAGUUGGCCUUGGCCAGAAAGGGCUGUACGUCGUGCAGCUUCCAAUGAUUGGUCUUUUGCUCUCCAUGUAUUUAGUGCUCGCUCGUUUGUGGUGGAUUCGCGGGAAAUCGCCAGAGACGAGCAAGGAAACACAAAACCCUGUGCCCUCAACGGAUUCUUUUGCUCUCGAGCCCUGA
Molecule: messenger RNA, 1530 nt
Organism: Eimeria necatrix
Lineage: Eukaryota; Apicomplexa; Conoidasida; Eucoccidiorida; Eimeriidae
Exons: 1
Coding region: 1-1530 (509 amino acids)
Biological process (GO): transmembrane transport
Molecular function (GO): transmembrane transporter activity
Source: RefSeq, a predicted model, not a curated record